Cyprinus carpio (common carp) is the source of this 928-nucleotide messenger RNA. It is a transcript of the gene ensaa, whose product is annotated as endosulfine alpha a. NCBI's taxonomy places the organism in Eukaryota, Metazoa, Chordata, Actinopteri, Cypriniformes, Cyprinidae. Gene Ontology annotation, cellular component: cytoplasm. Gene Ontology annotation, molecular function: protein phosphatase inhibitor activity. The transcript is spliced from 3 exons. The record is from RefSeq and is a predicted model, not a curated record. The coding region runs from base 151 to 501 and encodes 116 amino acids.
UUGCCGCUUACGUCAGAUGCGUCAUUAGCCAUUUUGGUGGUGAGGGAAUAUUGCUGCAAUAAAUCUCCAAUAAUCGCGCCUGCUGCGUUAAAAACGCGUUGUUGUUGACGGAGGACCGGUUUUAUUUCCAGUGUUUGUGUCGCGGGAAUCAUGUCGGAGAAUCCGGACACGGACAGCCUGGAGCUGGAGUCUGAAGAGGAGAAGCAGGAUUCUCCAGAAAAGCACUGUAACGUGUUACUGUCCGAAGAGGCCAAACUGAAGGAGAAAUAUCCGAAGCUGGGCCCGAAACCCGGCGGCUCGGACUUUCUGAUGAAGAGACUCCAGAAAGGACAAAAAUACUUUGACUCUGGUGAUUAUAACAUGGCGAAGGCCAAGAUGAAGAGCAAGCACGUGGUGACGGCCGGAGCGGAUCAGAACCUGGUGACAGGAGACCAUAUCCCCACACCGCAGGACCUUCCUCAGAGGAAAGCCACGCCGCUCGCCAGCAAACUGGCCGGAUAGACACACACACACACAGAGAGCUAGUGCGGUUGUUCUCUAGAGGAGAGCAGGUAGGGCUGGGUGGUAUGACUCCAGGAAUGAUGAAACAUGACGAGCUUGAGCGUGCCGGAGCGCUCCGGACACACACACACAGAGCAGAGCCGUUGCUAGGCAACAUCAGAACUCAAACCUGCAGUCAGCAUUUAGUGGAACUCUCAAUAAUACGAAUACAUUUCACAAAUAAUCACAGACCAGUAACACACUGAAUUAAACACGAGCCUUUGAAGAACACUGAAACAAGUCUUUCUGCUUCAAAAUGUCGUGUUUAAUGAAACAUGUUAGAAUAUAAAACACUGAAAUAAUAUUUUCUUGUAACAUUUAUUAUAUUAACUUCAAAAACAUUUUUUUUUUUUUUUACUUUUUUUUUUUUACAGUGUAUUGCUUUUUG